Messenger RNA from Vombatus ursinus (common wombat), 1992 nucleotides. RefSeq names its product N-terminal EF-hand calcium binding protein 3 (gene NECAB3). Gene Ontology annotation, molecular function: calcium ion binding. The transcript is spliced from 13 exons. Lineage: Eukaryota; Metazoa; Chordata; Mammalia; Diprotodontia; Vombatidae. Gene Ontology annotation, cellular component: Golgi cis cisterna; endoplasmic reticulum; cytoplasm. The record is from RefSeq and is a predicted model, not a curated record. Gene Ontology annotation, biological process: regulation of amyloid precursor protein biosynthetic process. Bases 1 to 1095 code for a protein of 364 amino acids.
AUGUCGUGCACGGAGCUGCUGACCAUGUGCCUGCUUCGGCCCAAGGCUGCCGCCCGUGAGGCCCCUGCAGCACCCCCUGCGGUCCCUCCUGCGGCCUUCGCUGGCCUCGGACUCUUCCAGGACGUUUUCCGUCGAGCAGAUAAGAAUGAUGAUGGGAAGUUGUCCUUUGAGGAAUUCCAGAAUUAUUUUGCAGAUGGGAUUCUCAGUUCUGGGGAACUCCGGGAGCUAUUCAGCAACAUUGACCGGCAUUACUCAGACAAUCUAGAAACCGAGAAGCUUUGCGACUAUUUUUCAGAGCACCUGGGUGCAUACAGACCUGUGCUGGCUGCCCUGGAGGCUCUGAACAGCGCAGUGCUCGCUGCCAUGGAUGCCACCAAGCUGGAGUAUGACCAUGCAUCCAAAGUGGACCAGUUUGUAAUGCGAUUCCUCCUUCGAGAGACAGUGGAUCAGCUGCAGGCCCUGCAGGGCUCCCUGGAGGGAGCCUCCGACACACUUGAGGGCCAGAUGGGUGACCCUCGGAUGGAUGUGCCCAUGCAGAAAGUGGAAGAGUCAGGUCGGCCUCGGGCUGGCAGGAGGUCUGGGCGCCGGGCCAUGCGGAGCAUCUGCCUGUCGCCGAGCACCCUGGAUUAUGGAAUUCUGAAUACAGGGCAAUGUGUGGAGUCUGACAGUCAGUGGACGGUGCAAGUGAAUCGUUUACAGCAGCUCAUAGACCAGUUGGAGUGUAAGCACACCCUGAGGCUGGAGCCCUUAACAGAAGCCAUAGUUUGCAAAGCAACUGACUCGCACAUCCUGGUGGCGCAGAGGCAGAUCUCGGUGACCAACAAUGCCUUGCAGGAUUUCCAGCGUGCUCUCUGCUGCUAUACAGAUUUCACCAGUGCCCACAGCAGCUGUCUCCACGUGUCGGCGCAGAAGCUGCUGGGUGAAGCCACUUUCAUUCUGUUUGAGUUCUGGAAGGACGAGGCCUCCUGGAAAAGUCACUCACAGACAAGCUAUUCCAAGGCCUUCCAGAGAGUUCUCAUUGACCACCUGCAGACCCCAGAGGUCCUGACCACCAUGCUCUUUCCAGCCUCCUGGUGGAUCAUGAACAAUAACUGAACCCUGGGCCAGCCCCUGGUCUCAGGACGAAGGGUGCUUCAGCCCAACGUUGCCCCUUAUCCCAGGAGCCCUGCAGGACUCAACCGAGAUUAUAGCCUUGGCUCUGUGUGGGCUUCACAGAGCUGGAGAGUGGGAGGAGCCCACUGUCUGGGACAGCGCGUCUCCCAGCCCAAGCUGCUGCCUUUCCGAAGCCCUCCUCCGAGCCACCUUGAGCAGCAACUCCAUCUGUCCCAGCUCCCAGGCUGCUCACGGUGGUGGGUUUCCAUACUGCACAGGCAACUACCUAUGUGGGGUGGGGGGGUUUCUCAGCGGCAGCAUGAUGCAGAAGAGAGCUCAGGGAUUGGAGGUAGGUGUCUUGGGUUCUAGAUCUGGCCUUGUUACCUCGGGUUGGUUACUUCCCUUCUGUGGGCUUCGGUUUCUCAAUUUAUAAAAUGGGGAGCAGGUUGAAUUUGAUGAUUUAUAAGGUUCUUACGGCUGUCUGAUGCCUUCUUCACUGAGGCAGAAGGUGACUCUCCAUAGCUUUACUCGGGGCUUAGAAGGGUGACUGAAGACCUUGGUGGGGACUGGGUCAUCUUCUACUAGGCCAUGAGGUAAUACCUGCUGGGGAGGUCGGAGUGGAGACUUGGCUUUUGCCCACAGGCUGCAACUGGAACCGCCUUGCUGCGUAGUAUAUGUAUGUGUGUGUAUAGUGGUGGCAGGGGGGAGGGGAUGGGCUCUAAUUUGCAUGCAAUUUGCAUAUACUUUGCAUGUCCAUGUACCACCCACAUGCGGCUAUCUUUAGGAUACAAGUAACUGCAUGAAUAGCAGUAACAUUGAGGACUUGAGUCCUGGAAUAGGAGCCCAUGAUGACCUUGUACGCUGGCUCCCACUUCACCUGCAAUAAAGGUUCCUGUCUCA